AUGGUACUACCUGGGAUUGCCUUUGUUGCCUUUAGUGCCCUUGCGUCACUGAAACUCUUCAAAUGUGGACCAGACGAGCAACCGGCGUGUUUUCUACUCACGGAAGCUUGCAUUCAAGAUGCCAUUGCGGCGCUCGGCAAUGGCGACGAUGCAGACCAUAACACUGUAGCGCUAUUGAAAUACGCCGUCGUCGUGGACUUUGGGUCCCGCAUGAAAUCUCUAAAGCGGAACGUCAAGGCCUAUCGAGACCUGAGUCCGAUGGGCAAUGCGGAAGCGGGAGUUCGAUUUGUCCAAUCCGUCUUGGAAUGGGCCCAUCAAGUGCCGGGAGCUGCCGUAAUCUUGUUGCCAUUGAUUGCGGAAAAUUGUGACAGUACGGAUGAAGAUUCGUCCGUCAGCGGGUUUUUGACGACGAUUCAACAACGAUUUCGGGCCGAAACGGCAGGGGCCGAACCCAUUCAGGAUCUGUCCAACUUGAAGGUUACCAUUCCCUUGGCCGAACAAAUGCGAAUUCAGAAUCUCGGAGAUGGACAAGAGGGCCAACACAAUGAUAGAAUUCGGUUUCCAUCUAUUAUACAGGAAUAUCUUGGAAAACCGGCGGCUUGA
Molecule: messenger RNA, 603 nt
Organism: Cylindrotheca closterium
Lineage: Eukaryota; Bacillariophyta; Bacillariophyceae; Bacillariales; Bacillariaceae
Source: the annotation of a GenBank genome assembly